AAAUUUUUUUAUCAAAAUUUUACCAAUAAAAUAAUGUGAAAUUUUAAAGGUGAAAAAUGAAGGAUGUGGACGAGUGUUUUUUAAGUAAAUUGAAAACGUUUGAUGGCGUUGUCCUAUCCGAUGACGCUUCUUCUUCUGGACUAUGUAGUAACGUAAAUUUUUACAUAGAUAAUAAGGAAAACUUUGCGGAUUUUUUAAAACACCUAAAAAGAGAUGGCUACGAGUUCAGCAAGAGAAAUUCUCGCUGUUUGGAAGGUUCUGUGCAAACUGAAAUAAAUGCAUUAGAUGUAAAAAUCCCAUACUUUGAUCAUCCUUUCGUAAAAGUUCAAACCUCCUACUAUGAAUGCAGUCACGGUGCGAAGUAUUUUAAAUCAAAAAAUGAUAAUGUGCAACAUCAAGAUCAUCCGGUUUGUAAAAAAAAGAAAAGAUUCCGAAUUCAAGACACGAAAAAAAUGAACUGCCCUGUUGUUAUGAAAGUGACUCGAAUUGUAUAUUUCCCCAAAGUUGAAUUGAAAAAAGAUGUUAGCUCUUUUAAAAGGAAAAAAACCAAGGGUACGUAAUUUCGGACACUCAGUGUUUUUGCUCUUUUAUUGAUAAGAACCAAGGGUACAAGUAAAAGUGAACACUUCUUCUAUUAGUUUAGAUCACGGACAAUCUCCCUGAUGUAAGAAUUUUCAUUUUACACUAUUUAUUUAGUUAUUAAAAUGGACUUUACAAAGUGCUUCAUGUAAAGUGUGGGGAAAAAGUUAUUCACAGAGUCUAUCCAAAUGCUUUCAUAACCACGAAAAUCGCUCUAAAAUAUCAAGAAGUCACUGGUAAUUAAAAAUAAAAUUCAUUUAUCAAAUUUCACGUUUUGUUUCUAUUAUUUAAAUCAUAAAAACUGAAAAAGUCGCGAAACGGAUCAUUAUUUCGGACACUUUGGUUAACGCUUUACCGAGUUUGGAAGGGUAACACUGAUGCACUUGCAAAUGUGUAUUUUUCGAGUUCGAUGGUAUUUUUUUAAGUGUUUUCAGUUUUGAUGAAGAUAUUGUACUAUUAUUUCACUCAUUUUCCUAAAAACCAUACUGAAAAGUAAAAGUCGGAGUCGUAAAAUCAUCAACAAGGAGUUUGAUAAGAAAUUGUUCAAUGUUACCAACUUAUUUUUCUAAUGAGAAAGUGGAUAAUGAGAGUGCUGAACAUUUCCUUGAAAAAUCGUUUUUCUCUACAUUUCACAUCAUGAUUCGAGCUGUUUUUGAUUGGAGUUGUUUUUCAGAGGUAAAUAAUUUCUUUUUCAACUAAAAUUUUCGAGUUCCCACGUUAAAGAAAAAGUGUCCGAAAUUAGGGUACCUUGGACCUAAUUUCGGACACUUUUCGGAUUCAAAUUAAAUAAACAAAAUCACGUAAAAUUUAUAAAUUGAUGCUCAAAAACGAUUCACACGAUGACAUUCUAUGAGAAUGUGAAGACAAACACCAAGUUGAAUCGCUCGUUUUAAAGCCUUUUUCGAAAAACGUGAAAAAGUGUCCGAAAUUAGGGGUUUUGACAGUACUUUUAAUAGAUGAUGAACGAAGUACGUAGAGUAUUGCAACUGUCCGGUGAUAAAAAUGGUGAACUGGAGGGUAAAGAACGGUAUUACUGCACGUUUUCGUUGCCAAGCAAUCACAAUCAUCCGAUAAUGACCGCUUAUUUGAAUCAAAAAUUGGACCCUUCCAUCCAAGAAGAGAUUAAAAAACUUGUCGAAAAUGGUAUAACAAAUACGUACUUCGUGAAAGCUGCCCUGAAGAAGUUUGUAUCUGAAAUGCCAAAUGGAAAUAGCAUACCUCGGAUGUCUAAAGCGUUCUACCCAUCCAUUAAAAUCAUUUCCAAUUACAUCGCUAAAUUUACGUUGGAAAAUCGAGUAAGCAACAUCGAUCAAGUUGCAUUGCAAUCAAAAGUGAAUAAAUGGGAAAAGAACAAGUCCUGCAGUAUUUUCUACCGUCCGCAUGAUACUGAGAAUGAUUUUUUACUUUGCUAUCAAACUACAUGGCAGAAACAACUAUUGAAAACGUUCGGUGGAAUCACUCUUCUAGAUGCAACUUACAAAACUGUGAAAUAUGCCCUGCCAAUGUUUUGUAUUGCUGUCAAAACGAAUGUAAAUUAUUGUAUCGUCGGAAUGUUUAUCACGCUCUCGGAAUCUUCUGAGAAAAUAAAGGAGGCUCUCGAAAUAUUUAAAUCAUGGAACCCAGAUUGGAAUCCAGAAUAUUUUGUAGUCGAUUAUUCGGAAGCGGAAAUUAAUGCUAUAAAAUCGGCAUUUGGAUGCUACAUUUACCUAUGUGACUUCCACCGAGAACAGUCCUGGGGAAGAUGGACAAAAAAACGUGAUAAUUUAGAUUAUGCUUCCGAUGAAGAUGAAAUUAUGGCGAUUUUUAGAGCAUUUGCGAACUGCAAAAGUAAGUCAGAAUUUGAGGAGAAAAUUGAAGAUCUCAAAUCUAAUGACGUGUUUAUUCGAAACCCAAAAGCACUUCGUUACUUCGAAAAUACCUGGUUGCCUGUCAAAGAAAUGUGGAUAAGGUGCUUUUUUCCUGAUGAAUUUGUAUUUAAAAUUUCCACGAAUAAUGGGAUCGAAUCGCAAUUUAAAAUGCUAAAAUACGGAUACCUAAAAGUUCGUAAUGUAAACACCUUAAGCGAGUUAAUGACGUUAAUGAUUGAAGAAGUUUUCUACGAUUUGCUGAAUAAAUACACCCAAAAGAACUCGUCGCUUUAUCAUGGUUAUAAACUGUAUAACAAAGAGAUUCCUCAUUUUCUUCAAAACCGUCCGAAGCCAUUUAUCAAACACGUCUGUAAACGAUAUGACACUGCUGAAGAGUACUCUUAUGAUUCAAUUCUCUUUGAAGGUGGAAAAUUGAAAGUUUGUAGCAAAACGAAUCCUCUUACUCUUUAUGAAGUAGAUUUUACCAAACCAUCUUGUAAUUGUGAAGAUUUUUGGCGAUACCGGCUUCCAUGUGUACAUUUCUGUGCAGCUUUUCUAUACUUACCGCAUCUGCUCUCUUUUGAAGAUUUGCCUGAAACGUAUCGAAACUCUCCAUACAUCACGAUCAAUAAGGAUUUCAACCUAUUUGAAAAUCAACCACAAUGCGAUUGGAAUGCUGAAGCUCAUUCGAAUUACCAGUCUAUUGAAUGUUGUACUAAUACUGCAGAACUUGGCUCGGAUAACAUGACGAAGAAUACAAAUGUGUUCGUUGAAGAAGUUUCCUCAGUUAAUGUGAAUGAGAAAAACCAAGCUCAAGACGAUGUUGAAAAUAAAAAGAAAGAAAAAAAAAUUCGUAAUAUCCGAGAAAUCUGUAAAAUGUUGAUCGAUAAGACAUAUAACAUGAGUUAUGAACAUGAUAAAGUUCAAGUAAUUGAAACGUUGCUUCAAGAAGUUGAUGUAAAAAUGAACGAGUUACAAUCCUUUGAAUUUUUACCUCUACGAAGUAUUGAAAACAAGAAAAGAGGACCAGGAUCACAGCUGCGAGACCUACCUAAACGAAAACGAUUGAAGAAAACCAAAGCUGCCGGUGAAAAUGAUGCUAGUGCUAUUGCAAUGAAUCUAGUUAUGGAGGAAGCUACACCAGUGCUGAUUGAAAGCACUUUAAUCGAUAAUAUAUUAGUCUAAUCCGCAAUAUGUUAGUCUUGUCUCUUAUAAGUUGAAACGUUAUAUUUUUUAGUUACUCAACUCUAGUAAUAGACAUCAAACAAACUAUUUUAUUAUACUCACUUAUUAUAGGUACCUUAAGAUUUAAGAAUGAUUAAUUCUAAUCGUUACCUCGAAUUUUUGUACCUUUUAUUAUUUUUAGGUAUACUUCUGUUUCGUUUUUCAUUUAUGAUAAUUUAAGUCUACCUAUUUUGUUACUUUCGUUUAUGAUUAUUGAAAAUUCAAGUCUUGUAAUUUUCAUUAUUGGUGCCGAAGAAUGAUUAUUUCUAAUCGUUACCUCGAAUUUUUGUACCUUUUAUUAUUUUUAGGUAUACUUCUGUUUCGUUUUUCAUUUAUGAUAAUUUAAGUCUACCUAUUUCGUUACUUUCGUUUAUGAUUAUUGAAAAUUCAAGUCUUGUAAUUUUCAUUAUUGGUGCCGAAGAAUGAUUAUUUCUAAUCGUUACCUCGAAUUUUUGUACCUUUUAUUAUUUUUAGGUAUACUUCUGUUUUGUUUUUCAUUUAUGGUUAUUUUAGUCUACCUAUUUCGUUACUUUCGUUUAUAAUUAUUGAAAAUUCAAGUCUUGUAAUUUUCAUUAUUGGUGCCGAAAAAUGAUUAAUUCUAAUCAUUACCUCGAAUUUUUGUACCUUUUAUUAUUUUUAGGUAUACUUCUGUUUCAUUUUUCGUUUAUGAUAAUUUUAGUCUAUUUCGUUACUUUUGUUUAUGAUUAUUGAAAAUUUAAGUCUUGUAAUUUUCAUUAUUGGUGCCGUAGUGUUACCUAAAGACCUAAGACCUAAACUUUCAAGUGUUUGAUUUUCCAAGUCAUUAUUAUUAUUAUUAUAUUGGCAGUUAUGUACUUUUAUUUUUAUUAAAGAACUGUCAGAAGUAAAUAAACGCAAUUGUUCAUGAUA
Planococcus citri (citrus mealybug) is the source of this 4538-nucleotide messenger RNA. RefSeq lists its product as uncharacterized. Gene Ontology annotation, molecular function: DNA-binding transcription factor activity; zinc ion binding. Bases 1536 to 3611 code for a protein of 691 amino acids. The transcript has 4 exons. NCBI's taxonomy places the organism in Eukaryota, Metazoa, Arthropoda, Insecta, Hemiptera, Pseudococcidae. The record is from RefSeq and is a predicted model, not a curated record.